Messenger RNA from Vitis riparia (riverbank grape), 1390 nucleotides. RefSeq names its product NAC domain-containing protein 40-like. Lineage: Eukaryota; Viridiplantae; Streptophyta; Magnoliopsida; Vitales; Vitaceae. Gene Ontology annotation, molecular function: DNA binding. Gene Ontology annotation, biological process: regulation of DNA-templated transcription. The coding region runs from base 180 to 1346 and encodes 388 amino acids. The record is from RefSeq and is a predicted model, not a curated record. The transcript is spliced from 4 exons.
CAAGCCCUCUCAAUUUUCCCGACCGAAAGGAACUGAAGAAAAGUGCGAGAAAGUGGAGAGAGAAAGUAAGAGAGAGAAUAACUGCAGCGCAAGCGAACUUGCCAAGACUUAGCUUCACAGCAAUUCUCCUCUGAUUCUUUUCUUUCUUGGGAAAGUGACUGAAACUGAAAGCCCUUGUGAUGGAGCGAGAGAGAAAUCAACGGUUUCUCGAAGAGGGGAUGUCUGAGGUGCCGAGAGAGACUCAGUUGUCAAUUGCAGCUUCGUCGAUGUUUCCAGGGUUUAGGUUUUCGCCGACUGAUGAGGAGUUGAUAUCUCAUUAUCUGAAGAAGAAGAUUCAAGGCUCUGAGAAAAGCGUUGAAGUUAUUGCUGAGGUUGAAAUCUGUAAAUACGAACCUUGGGACUUACCAGCCAAAUCUAUUAUUGAAUCGGAGAAUGAGUGGUUCUUCUUUUCUCCUCGUGGAAGGAAGUAUCCAAAUGGCUCUCAAAGUAAGAGGGCAACUGAAUAUGGUUACUGGAAAGCCACUGGGAAAGAGCGAAUUGUGAAGUCAGGUUCUACUUUGAUUGGUUCAAAACGAACUUUGGUGUUCCACAUAGGCCGUGCACCAAAAGGGGAGAGGACGGAAUGGAUAAUGCAUGAGUAUUGUAUGGAGGGGAAAUCUCAGGAUUCUCUGGUUGUUUGUCGGCUUCGAAAGAACACUGAAUUUCGAAUGAAUGGAUCUCAAAGGCGUUUGUCAACUAUGACUGGUCACAACCAUGCCAUCUCUGAAGUUAAUAUUGACCAGACAAAUUUGUCUGAAAGAGAGCAGGGAAUUGAAUCUAGUUCAAAUAAGUGUAGCAGCAGUUAUGAUUCUUAUUCUAUUGGGCAAGUUGAUUCUACAUCUGAAUGUGAUCAGAAACCAUCAAAUGAGUUUACACAGCCGGAGUCUUCACACCAGCAGGACUGUGACAGGGCAGAUGAUUGUUUUGCUGAAAUAAUGAACGAUGAUAUCAUAAAGCUCGAUGAAACUUUUCUAGCUGAUAAUCCUCAACUCCUAUUUAUGAUUGCUGAUAAAACUGAGCUAGAGAGAGAAUCUGAACCACCAGAACCAGUUGACACAACUCAGGUACUUCCUUUUCAGGGGACAGCAAAUAGAAGAAUCAGAUUGAAGAAGCAAGGUCCAAGAAGGAUAAGUUACCCGGCAGAGUAUAUGAGCAUUGAGCCACCAAAAUAUCUAAUGAAGUCCCUGGUUAAUCGGCUCAUAUAUUUGCUUGUGAUUAUCCUGACAUUGUUGGUUUUGUUUUCGUCGUUGGGAGGAUCAGGAUGGGUUAAAAAGGUCAUACACACCACCAUGUACCAUGACUUUUGACUCUAAACGUUAAUACUAGAUGUGUAUGCUUUCUUUUCUCUCUA